AAAGUUUGAAUUAGAAAAAAGAAGAUGUAUGAAGAAAACAAUGGUUUUGAUGAAAGCAUCAGUAUGCAUGGAGGUGGAUUCAGUGAAGCUGAGGAUGCUUUCUCCCAAACCCACUGCAACAACUUCACCACACAGGAGCAACCCUACCCUCAAAACGACGUCGCCGCCCUAGAGAUGGAGCUGCAGAUCGAGCAGUGCUUCACCACCAACAACAAAAUUCAUGAAAUGGUUCACCACGCCUCUCAUUGGCAAGACAUCACCACUGGCCAUUACCAGAAUUCUGCAGCAGAUUUCAACCAAGUCUUCGCUGCUAAAGCUUCAUUCACCCAGCCCCCCGAUUUGCCAACCAUAUUUCCUCCGCCGUCUUCGCUGCUUCCCAACUUUCCCCAAAAGUCCCCAGCUUUCUCCGCUUCGUCGAGCAGCAUCGUUUACGACCCUCUGCUGGCAUUGAAUCAGCCCCCUUCGUUCAGAGAUCUGUUCUAUUCUUCGCCAAAUGGCGGUGGGGUUUACACACUUGGGGUUGGGGUUGAUGAGAGAGAAGGAAAUGUGGGUAUCUAUGAAAACGGUGAAGGAGUUUUUGAGUUCACAGCAGCAGAAAUGGUUGAGAUUGAGAAUGGAGAUGGUAUUAAGGAUACCAAACACCACUCGAGUGAGAAGCGAAGGAGAGUGGAGUUGAAGGGCAAGUAUGAGUCUCUGCGACUACUGGUUCCUGAUCCCAGUAAGAAUGACAGAGCGUCGAUCGUGGCCGACGCCAUUCGCUACAUCAAGGAGCUGAAGAGGACUGUGAGUGAGCUCAAAGGUCUCGUAGAGAGAAAGAGAUGUGCGAGAGAGAGGUUCAAGAGGCCUAAGGUGGAAGAAGAUGACGUGGAUCCUUCGCUGCGGAGCUCGUGGCUGCACCGCAAGUCCAAGAACACCGAGGUGGAUGUCCGAAUCGUGGACGACGAGAUCACGGUGAAGCUGGUGCAGCAGAAGCGGAUCAACUGCUUGCUGUUUGUUUCCAAGGUGCAUGAUGAAAUGCAGCUCGACCUUCAACAUGUUGCUGGAGGCCUCAUUGGUGAUUAUUAUAGUUACCUUUUCAACUCCAAGAUUUGCGAGGGGUCGAUUGUGUACGCGAGUGCAGUAGCGAACAAGCUGAUUGAAGUUGUGGACAAACACUAUGCUGCACUCCCACCAACAACAACCUAUUAGGGGGGGAUUUUGUUCUACACAGGACUUGAUGUUUCAGGAGUAAACUAGGGUACUAUAUAAAGAAGUUCAAAGAAUGUUUUCUAAUUCUAUCUUUAAUUAUGUGUCAACUAUAUACCAUACAAAUACAAUGUCGCAGUUUGGUGAAAUAUCAGUGUACUGUGUUUGUUUUAUAUUGUUACUUUAUAUACGCGGAGGUUCAAGUAAGAAUCAAGCUAAAUAAAAUAAGAACGGAGAAUUAUUUUCAGCAAUUUGAUAAUCAAGAUGUAAAGUAAAUGUAUCAUCUUGUUGACAAAUACUCUGGGUUGGCAAACAAGAAGACGGUAACCAUUCAGCCGGGAAAGGAUCAGUCGGUGCUGCUUACCACAUCUAUAACAAAGAAACCGAACA
This is a messenger RNA of Salvia miltiorrhiza (redroot sage), 1575 nucleotides long. RefSeq names its product transcription factor bHLH91-like. Lineage: Eukaryota; Viridiplantae; Streptophyta; Magnoliopsida; Lamiales; Lamiaceae. The record is from RefSeq and is a predicted model, not a curated record. Gene Ontology annotation, molecular function: protein dimerization activity. Gene Ontology annotation, biological process: regulation of DNA-templated transcription; anther wall tapetum development.